CUGGGCCGGUUUUGAGGUCGCAACAAAGCCCAGUCCCUUGCCGGCCCACCGGCCCAACCUCAUGGCAGAGAGAAGGGCGAGACUGUUAGGUGGGUUUUACAAAUCGGAACUUCUCGUUCAGGGACACCCCAUGAUUCCAAGCAUUGAAGGCUCUGCUAUUUCUUGUUUCUCUUCGUAAUUUCGAAUCUGCAAUGGUCCAAUCCCUAGGAAUGUUGAAAUGAAAGAAAGGAGCACCACAUCCACACUAAAGCGCAUUUUGGCAAAUUGUGCAGCUCAGGCAGAAGAUUAUGGGAGUUGCAUUGCUGCCAAAGUUCCUCAAGUUGAACGUGACAUGUGCCUGAAAGAAUUUCUUGCACUAAAGAAUUGUAUGCAGAAUACGCUCAGAGGAAAGGUUUAGUCUGAGCUUAUAAUACCAAAGUGUCAUCUACAAAUCUCAGAUGCAAUGGCUGAAAGAAUUGUUCUGGAAGCUAAUGAGCUUGGAUUAGGAUUAUCUACUGUACCACAUGCUUUAUGCUGAGAAAUUACACUCUAGAAGCUGAAAGGCAAAGAACUAAGAAAAAUGUUUGGGAAAGCAUCGAGUUCCCAGUCUAGUGUUGGUUUGACUGGAUCUGGUGCUCUUUCACAUGCCUAUAUUCAGCAUCCACCUCUAAGAUGUAGUAUUGCUGGGUCAAGUGGUCUGUAUUAUGAUGAUGGAAAUAAGCUACUACUGUCAUCAACAUCCGAUCAGGUCUUCUCAUGGAAAACUGUUCCCUUUGGCCCUCUUGUUUCUCCUGCUGCUGAUUCAAUUAGCGAGGGGCCCAUAUUAUCUAUUCGAUGUUCUUUUGAUGCAAAAAUUUUAGCACUUCAGCGAUCUAAGCAUGAGGUCCAGUUCUGGAUUAGAGAAAAGAAGGAAAUGUUUAGUCAGAGGUGCAAGCCUGACUCAGAGAGUAUACUGGGUUUUUUUUGGACAGAUUGUCCAAUUUGUGAUAUUGUAUUUGUAAAGACCAGUGGGCUGGACUUGUUCUCAUUUGAUUCUGUGUCAAAAUCACUCCACUUGGUGGAUACAAAGAAAUUGAAUGUUAGUUGGUAUGUCUAUACGCAUGAAAGUCGCUUGGUUCUUCUUGCUUCAGGAAUGCAGUGUAAGAGCUUUAGUGGAUUUCAGCUUUCAUCUGCUGGUAUUAUUCGUUUGCCAAAAUUUGAGAUGAUAAUGGCUAAAUCUGAGGCAAACAAUAAACCUGUCCUCGCCGCUGAAGAUGUUCAUAUUGUUACUGUCUAUGGUAGGAUAUACUGCGUGCAAGUUGAUAGAGUUGCAAUGCAAGUCCACUUGUAUAGGUUUUACCGUGAUGCUGUUGUACAACAGGGUUCUUUACCAAUAUAUUCAAGCAAGAUUGCUGUGAGUGUGGUUGAUAAUGUGCUGCUUGUUCAUCAAGUGGAUGCAAAGGUUGUUAUACUGUAUGACAUAUUUGCAGACUCCAGAGCACCUAUAUCUGCUCCACUUCCCCUACUAUUGAGGGGUUUCCCUAAGGCUAAUGUUUCAUCCUCCAAGUCAAGUGGUAAAGAUGCUGGAAGUUCAGAAGCAAGUGUUAUAAGUGAUAAUCAAGCAAUUGUCUAUGGAGAUGGCUGGACUUUCCUUGUUCCUGAUCUUGUUUGUGAUGUUGUUAAUGGAUUUUUAUGGAAAAUCCAUUUGGACUUAGAGGCUAUCUCUGCAAGUAGCUCAGAAGUGCCAUCAGUGCUAGAAUUUUUACAGCGGCGGAAGUUGGAAGCCAAUAAGGCUAAACAAUUGUGCUUGGCAAUGGCACGCACUGUCAUUCUGGAGCGUAGACCUGUUGCCAUGGUUGCGAGGGCACUGGAUGUAAUAGUUACCUCUUAUUCACAUUCAGUGAAAAUGGGCAACUAUCAUAAGGGGGUAAAGGCUGAGAGAACUUCAUCUUCUGGCAUGCCAAAUAUGAAUACCCAGAGAACUGUGGCUGAUGAAUCCACUGGUACAGUAGGUGCAAUAGGUAAAAUUAUCAAGCAUGAAUCUGGUGGUAGAGAGGAUGGUGAAUCUCUUAGUAGAUCUUUAACCUUUUCAGCUUCAGACUCUGAGGAGAAUACCAGCUCUGAGCCUCUGAAAUCCAACUCAGGUGAUCUUUAUUUUGGUGGAAAAACUGGCAGAGAUGGUUCCAAGGCUUCUGAAACUUCUGGUGUCAAAUUCCAGCCAUCAUCUUUACAAUCUCAAGCCCCUGGGCAAAGUCACAAUCCAUUGAAUGAUAAAAUCUCUGAGCAGCAGGAGUCUCAAGUUAUUUCAGCCGCAAUUUCACCCGAUGAAAUGUACAGCUUUGUAUUUGCUCCAGUUGAGGAAGAGAUGACUGGAGACCCUUCUUACUUAAUUGCUAUCAUUGUUGAGUUUCUUCGCAGUUGUAAUGUGGAAAAAAUUAAAGUACAUUCAAAUCUCUACGUGCUGACUAUACAAUUGCUAGCGCGCAAUGAUCGAUUUGCAGAACUUGGGUUGUUCAUCAUAAACAAGAUUCUUGAACCCUCAAAAGAAGUUGCGUUGCAACUGCUAGAAUCCGGUCGUCAUGAUUUUCAAACAAGAAAGUUGGGUUUGGACAUGCUGAGGCAGCUCUCUUUACAUCAUGACUAUGUUUCAUUACUUGUGCAAGAUGGAUAUUAUCUUGAAGCUCUACGUUAUGCAUGGAAGAAUAAGGUCAGCACCAUCCGGCCCUCAUUGUUCCUUGAUGCAGCGUUUGCUUCCAAUGACUCACAACAUCUAGCUGCAGUUCUGAGAUUCUUUUCAGAUUUUAUUCCUGGCUUCAAAAACACUUCAGAUCACAGCAGAUACUACCACACUCUCAAUGAGAUGAACUCGUCCGCCACGGGUUGACAUGUUUGAUACGUAUUAGCACAUGGGUCUCCAAGAUUUUAAUUAUGUGGUGCUCGUGUGAUUAUGAUCAGGUUUUUGCAGUGCCUAAACAACACAGUAUAUAUCAGAUACCAUCUGAACCAUGGAAUGUUAUAAAAGGUACAAGCUUUUCUUUUC
This is a messenger RNA of Malania oleifera, 2998 nucleotides long. RefSeq lists its product as uncharacterized. Gene Ontology annotation, biological process: regulation of autophagy. Lineage: Eukaryota; Viridiplantae; Streptophyta; Magnoliopsida; Santalales; Ximeniaceae. The record is from RefSeq and is a predicted model, not a curated record. Gene Ontology annotation, cellular component: late endosome membrane; Mon1-Ccz1 complex; lysosomal membrane. The transcript is spliced from 15 exons. The coding region runs from base 560 to 2842 and encodes 760 amino acids.